Messenger RNA from Penicillium digitatum Pd1, 387 nucleotides. The record is from RefSeq and is a predicted model, not a curated record. Lineage: Eukaryota; Fungi; Ascomycota; Eurotiomycetes; Eurotiales; Aspergillaceae.
AUGACUCAAUCAAACGUGGAUGAGUUGGCAACCUUUCUCGAAAGUGCUAGCUGGAAAAAGGACAAAGACAACCUAAAUGUCUAUUUUUGUGAUGAUGAUGGCCUAGAGCCGUUGUUAGUGAAGGCUUCCAGCGAGUUGCCUGAUUAUCUUCAACGGCACGGGUUUCAAGUGUGGAAGGUGUUGGAGGAAACUAAGUUUGUGGAGAAGGAGGGAAUUGGAAAGCAAGGAUAUAUUAUACCAGUGACGAUUAUCUCAGGCCACCCUCGGUUGCUCUCUGAGCCUUCCCAGCCUUUGCUUGUUCCCAAUACCCCGGCAGUUUUUCAACGCGAACCUGUCCUCUUACCAGCCUUGUAUCUUAUUCUCGCUCUUCCACCGACUUCUACAUAA